CUCGUGCAACUUGACCAGCAAACGACGACAAUGAACAUCGCGUGUCGUCAUGGAGUUGCGGCAUGUCUUAUACAACCCAUUCCUCAUUUUGCACCACCACGUGAUGAAGGGAGUUGAUGCCUGCGUGCUCGCGCUGGUCCUUUGCCUCGGGCUUGCGAAAGGUGACACCUCAAUCAACAAAAUCCGAGCUGUCCAAGAUGCAUCGGCGUCCAUGUUCCGAACUGAACAUGAUCGUUUCUUGAAGACCAAGAACGCCACAGUCGUCACGAACGCACUCACCACGGUGGCCCCGGUCGUAACCACCAGGUCAAUCAAGGAAGUGUCACCUGUGACCACCAAGGCUACCAUCAAAGCCACGACCUACCCCGCCACCAACAAGCCCACCAAAAAGCCAGCAAAGAAAAGUGGCAAGCAGGGUAAGAAGGAUGCAAGGAACGGCAACAAACCCGUCAAGACUGACAAAAAAACCGUCAAAGCUAACCAGACGGCUGUCAAAGCUGCCGCGAAGCCCGUCAAAGCUGGUAACAAGGCUGCCAAGGCUAACCAGACGGCUGUCAAAGCUAACACGAAGCCCGUCAAAGCUGGGAAGAAGCCCAUCAGGACUAACAAGAAGCCCCUCAAGGCUAACAAGAAGCCCGUGAAAGUUGGGAAGAAGCCCGUCAAGGCCAACAAGAAGCCCGUUAAAGCUGGGAAGAAGCCCAUCAAGGCCAACAAGAAGCCCGUUAAAGCUGGGAAGAAGCCCAUCAAGGCCAACAAGAAGCCCGCUAAAGCUGGGAAGAAGCCCGUUAAAGCUGGGAAGAAGCCCAUCAAGGCCAACAAGGAGCCUAUCAAGGCUAACAAGAAGCCCGUGAAGGUUGGAAAGAAGCCCGUCAAAGCUGGGAAGGAGACCACCAAGAAAACUUCAACGACUGAGAAGCCAACACCACGCAAGACGGCUGCAUUGACAACUGCCCCUGUGACGACCAAAGCCUCUGUAUCUACUACUUUGCCUCCGACCACCAAGGCCACCACUAAAAAGCCGACAAAAAAGACUACCAAGAAGCCAGUCGAUAAGUCUUUGAAGAUGCCCGUGAAGGCAGGGAAGGAAUCCGUCAAGAAGUCUGUGAAGGCGGGCAAGAAGGUCUCCAAGUCUGGCAAGAAGUAUGUGAAGUCAGCCAGUAUUGCUAACAACAAGUCUCGCCGCAGCGGCGGCUACAGACCUCGUCGUUAUGACAACAGACCGUCCAAAGCGGGCAAGAAGUCUGUGAAGGCGGGCAAGGAGCUCUCCAAGUCGGGCAAGAAGUCAGCUAACAACAAGACUCGCCGCAGCCGCGGCUACAGACCUCGUCGGUAUGACAACAGACCGUCCAAAGCGGGCAAGAAGCUCUCCAAGUCUGGCAAGGAGUCUGCGAGGUCAGGUAACAAGCCUAAGCGCGACAGUAAAGUGAAACGUGGGGACAAGCCUCGCCGCAACAUGCCUCGUCGGACUGCCUACAAACCUCGUCGCAAUAAGCCUAGUCGUUCUGCCAAGAAGCCCAAGAAGGGUGGCAAGAGCGUGGGGCGCCAAGCGGACUCUCCCUUUGACGCGGCCAAGCUCGCCGCUGAAGUGGCGUCGGAUGCUACCCCUUAAGCUGUUUAUGUAGUGAAUAAUUCCAAAUCGUUUGGUUGUUCGA
Aphanomyces astaci is the source of this 1652-nucleotide messenger RNA. RefSeq lists its product as hypothetical. The transcript has 2 exons. NCBI's taxonomy places the organism in Eukaryota, Oomycota, Saprolegniomycetes, Saprolegniales, Verrucalvaceae. The record is from RefSeq and is a predicted model, not a curated record. Bases 50 to 1609 code for a protein of 519 amino acids.